Messenger RNA from Andrographis paniculata, 1347 nucleotides. RefSeq lists its product as uncharacterized. The coding region runs from base 133 to 1212 and encodes 359 amino acids. The transcript is spliced from 9 exons. NCBI's taxonomy places the organism in Eukaryota, Viridiplantae, Streptophyta, Magnoliopsida, Lamiales, Acanthaceae. The record is from RefSeq and is a predicted model, not a curated record.
GUGACACGCGUCGAUAGUCCAUUGGAGUAGGAGAAUCGGGUGCCUUCUGUUCCUUCGUCUGGAUAGUAACAGUAUAAAUUGAUAACUCGUUGAAGAUUGAUAGUUCACGCCGAUUGUCUUCUCCGGCAGGAAAUGAGUAGCGCUGGCAGUUUUUGCGUUUUAACCUCCACUGAAUUGCUGAGGUGUUCCCCGAAGCCGGAGAUUGGUGUCAAUUUGGUAUCUGCUUCGAGGUUUUUGCGUUUGCCGCCUUCUUCAGAUGCCUUUUCAUUUGGCGAAAGCUUCAAUUUAGAUUCCUUCAAGCGAGCACGUUUUUCGGCGGCGUUAGCUGUGGCUACUCCGAUUUCGAUGAAAGUCAAGGCGUCCUCCGCCACUGGUGUGCCAAUGCAUGAAUUAGAAGCCUCAUCUACGGGAGCAGUUGGUGCUAAUGACCUGUUGAUUGUUGGGCCGGGUGUUCUGGGACGUAUGGUGGCAGAAAAAUGGCUAGAGGAACACCCGGGAUCUCAAGUUCGUGGGCAGACAAGAACAGCCGAUCAUCAUCAUGAGUUGAUAGAUAUGGGGAUCACUCCCCGUCUUAAAGAAGAACAACCAACUGCUAAGUUCCCAUAUGUCAUGUUCUGUGCUCCUCCGUCUGGAAAUCCAGAUUACCCUGGUGAAGUCAGGGAAGCAACUUUAAAUUGGAACGGCAAGGGUUCCUUCCUCUUUACUUCUAGCUCAGCUCCGUACGACUGCACUGACAAUGGACCUUGUGAUGAGGACACUCCAGAUAUGCCUUUAGGUAAGAGCCCCAGAGUCGAUACUCUGCUUCAAGCAGAGAAAGUGGUGCUGGAUGCUGGCGGUUGUGUUCUUAGAUUAGCCGGGCUAUACCUAUCAAAUAGAGGCCCCCAUUCAUUCUGGUUGCAGAAAGGAACUUCCGAUCUUCGGCCGGAUCACAUCAUUAAUCUAAUACAUUAUGAGGAUGCAGCUUCCCUUUCGAUCGCAAUCUUGAAAAAGAAUCUUCGCAGCAGAACCUUCCUCGGCUGCGAUAACAACCCUCUAACCAGGCAAGAGCUGAUGGAAUUGGCGAAUAAGAGUGGAAAGUAUAGUAAGAAGUUCGAGGGCUUCACAGGAACAUCAGACCCUUUAGGUAAAAGACUAAACAACUCAAAAACUCGAGAUGAACUGGGAUGGGAACCAAAAUACCCCAGUUUUGCCCGGUUCCUUGAGAUCAUCUGAUUCACCAUUGAUGAGAGGUAUGGAUCCUUCUCUUUAAAUGCAUAUGAUUAUAUAAUUGUAGAUGAAAUACUACAACAACACAAGCAUUGGUCAUAUCCGAAAGAUUCGAAUAAAAUGUUACAACAUAAAAACCAA